Molecule: messenger RNA, 16765 nt
Organism: Podarcis lilfordi (Lilford's wall lizard)
Lineage: Eukaryota; Metazoa; Chordata; Lepidosauria; Squamata; Lacertidae
Source: the annotation of a GenBank genome assembly
CCUUUGCCCCGGGCGCGUCUGCGUGUUUUGCUACACUUCCAGAGGCGGCGUGCGAACCUGCGCCUCGUGGGCUGCACAGCCCUGGCCUCCGGGUGGCCGUGGGGCGCGGAGGCUCCUUUCCCUCCUCGGCAACUCAGCCGGGGGCGGGUUCAGGGCCUGCCUGGCGGGGGGCGGGGCUAGAUGGCCCCGGGCUCGGCGACUGAUUCACUUGAGCCCAGGCCCCGCCCCGCCCCGCCCCGCCCCCGCUGCCUCUCUGGCGGGGCCCCGCCUCCCUCUCGACUCGCCGCUUCUCGCGCCUUUCUACGGCUCCCAACCGCGCCCGAGGGGGCGGGGAAGAGGAAGACGCGCAUGCGUCGGGGUAGGCCAACAGCACCUUCCCAGAAGGCUCUGGGGCCGAGGGCGGGUGGGGCGCCGGCGCGCAUGCGCGGAGGCGGGCUAGUUUGAUUCUGGCGGCAGCGGCGACGUCGAAAUGGCGGCGGCGGCGCCUCGUCCCGGCAGGUGACGGAGGGCAGCGAGAGGGAGCCCGGCCGGGGGCAGCUUCCGCGCCUCGGUCUUUCGGGCGGCGGGCGCGGGGCGCUGUUCGACGGAGUCAAUCCCCGGGCGGCGAAGGCCGUGGCCUCUCAGGGCAAAGCCCGCCGCGCCUUUCGGGGGGGAUCCCAGAAGGUCAUCCAGCCCAACCCCGAGCGAUGCAGAGGGAGGCGCACAAGUAGGCAGGCGAAGCAGAGAAACGGGCGGGGCGCCAUUCUGUACUUGCCGCUGCUGUUCUGAGUGAAGCUGGUUAUGACCCUCUUUAUUUGGAAAAUGCUCCAUUUUAAGCAAGGGUUUGUUUCUGUUGCUGCUUGGGGCCUCGAUUGCGAGCGCUGCUCUUGGUGUUCUUGCUUUUCUUGAUGCUGUUUUUAAUUCUGUUUGUGUUAUUUUAUCUACAAAUGUAGAUAAAACCUACACUUUCAUAGAUAUAUUGUAUAGCAAGAUGGGUUACAACACAAAUAAUAAAAACAACAGCAGUAGCCUUAAAAGCAAAAUAAAAGCAUCAGUAAAUACUGAUUGGAUUUUUUUAAAAAAGAAAAACAAAAACCACCCAUAUUGUAAAAACCUGUCUAAACAAAAAAAAGUUUUCAAGGGGAUGAUUCCUGCGGAACUGCUACUGGUAAGGAAUUGCAGAGGACAGGGCUUGCCACGGGAAAGGGUCGCUCCCUCCUGGAGACCAACCAACCGCAGGGGUUGCAUUGCUGCUGUUUUUUGUUUCCUUGGCUUUAUAAGGUGUUGACCAUCCUUUUGGAGGGGAAGAAUGGGGUUGAAUAAUUAAAAAUAAAUAAAAUUUACUACAGGAAAUGCUACUGAUAACACAGGUGUGUAACAUGUAGGUGCUUUGCAAAAGUUAAGUGGAAGGUGAAUUGGUCCUAGUUGUGAGAGCAGAAUGUGGUGUGGGAGAAAUGCAAGGUGCAGUGCAUGAGGUAUUGGAGCAAUGGGGUAGAAGCCCAAGGCUUAUUUUUUGUUGUUGUUGAACUUUUCAGUACAGAAGACAGUCUUCCAAAGGACAUCACCCAACAGGUAACACAAGUGUUCUUUACCAGCUAUAAAGUGCAUAAAACUUAAUGCCGCAAUAACAAAUUCCAAGCAAUCCAUACUUAGGGUUGCUACCUUGUUUUCCUGAUGAAUUAUUCGUUUAAAUAGUUGCAAGAAAAUUGGAAACCCAACAGGCACAGCAUUUUUGAGAAUGCCGCACCUGUUCAGUUGCUGCAGCUGUUAAAAGACAUUAAGCUAUGCUAAAAACAUACACGGUGGCAGUCCGAUUUCUACUAUAAUAAUAGGCCAAUGUGUGAGAGCCAGUUAAUAAAAUAAGUAUCUGUACAUGAAAAAAGACAAUACUGUGCCCAUUUCUUUGUACCAGAAAAGUGGGGUGUUUAGCGUGAAGUAUAUCUGUAACACAAGUGACAGGUCUGGCUAUGCAUUUCCCUUUUUUGAAAAAAAAAAGCAUGUCCUAAUACCUUCUACAGCAAUUGGGUACAUGUGUAUAUUAUGUGAAAUUGGGGCACUAAUCAUGUUUGAGGUCACGACUGAUUUUGGACAGUGUUGCAGGGAGGCAUUUCUAAUCUUUUCUUCAAGGGUACCCUUACUUUUCUUUUUUAACUUAUAGUAGGUAUUUCCUAUUAUUUGAGGUAAUUUUAAAAUGCUCACUUUUUGCUCCAGAUGUGGAUCACAUACGGAAUGUAGUUUAAUAGGAAUGUGAUGCAUUUAUAACCAUACUGGAAUAUAAACACGGUUUGAAACACUGUGUUUCUUUUCUAGUUUCUUGUCACAAUGGCUGCCUAAAUCUCCAGGCAUUGGUUAUUUUUUCCAUAGGAAUGGAUUAUUAGCUGCUCUUUGUGUUAUUGGUUUUUGCUUUCUUCAGUGGAUGGAUCAUUGUUGCUUUUGGGUUUUGCCUUCACAUUUGUAAACCAUAAUCUGAGGCUUUAAUCCUGUGCAAAUUUUACUGGGUUGUAUCCAGUGAAUUUGUCCCAUAAGGACUUCAUUUUACACAAUGAGACUUACCUCUCUCUCCUCUCCCCACCCUCCCAUUCUGUUUUGCCCCUGCCCCGGAGGAGAUUUUGGAGCUGUGGGCAUGCAAGGAAAGGAAGUCAUGUUGCUCAGAGGGAGGGAGGCCCUUGCACUAAUGGGACGUCAUCGGAUACAACACACUGAAUUUGAUGGGACUGCUUCCAUGUAAAAUGUGUGCAGGAUUAGGCUUUAAAUGAUUUAACAAGUUAUUACAUUGAGCAUUGAAGGUUGGGCUGAAAUUUAGGAAGAAAAUAAUAAAUCUUGCAAGAUUACAUCAUUGCAAAACCUGUAGAAUCCUGUGAGGAGGAAAAAAAUGUCUGAUAACGUGUAAUGAGAAAUAUUCAUUUUUUGUUUAGAACUCUUCUAAAGAAAAUCAGCCUGGCUUUGAAGAUAGAAAAAAUGUUGCAACAUUAGGUAAAGGACUUGAUAGUUUUUGAAUUGUUUUACAUGGUUACUGUAUGCAUGGAUGCUCUGUUGCCGAGGCAGGAGAAACUGAACAGCUCAUUUCCAGUUAUUAAAAAAUAAAUUUGCGAUUGAAGGGGGAAAUGUAAUAUUUUGAUAGCUCAAAAGUAUGCCAACUAAACUUUGCUAAUAGAUAAGAAGCUGGAAUCUAUGCAGCGAAUUCAUACUUCCCAUCUGUAUCCUCUGUAUACACCACAGGACUUAGAAUCAUAGAAUCAUAGAGUUGGAAGAGACCACAAGGGCCAUCGAGUCCAACCCCCUGCCAAGCAGGAAACACCAUCAGAGCACUCCUGACAUAUGGUUGUCAAGCCUCUGCUUAAAGACCUCCAAAGAAGGAGACUCCACCACACUCCUUGGCAGCAAAUUCCACUGUCGAACAGCUCUUACUGUCAGGAAGUUCUUCCUAAUGUUUAGGUGGAAUCUUCUUUCUUGUAGUUUGGAUCCAUUGCUCCGUGUCCGCUUCUCUGGAGCAGCAGAAAACAACCUUUCUCCCUCCUCUAUGUGACAUCCUUUUAUAUAUUUGAACAUGGCUAUCAUAUCACUCCUUAACCUCCUCUUCUCCAGGCUAAACAUGCCCAGCUCCCUUAGCCGUUCCUCAUAAGGCAUCGUUUCCAGGCCUUUGACCAUUUUGGUUGCCCUCCUCUGGACACAUUCCAGUUUGUCAGUGUCCUUCUUGAACUGUGGUGCCCAGAACUGGACACAGUACUCCAGGUGAGGUCUGACCAGAGCAGAGUACAGUGGCACUAUUACUUCACUUGAUCUAGAUGCUAUACUCCUAUUGAUGCAGCCCAGAAUUGCAUUGGCUUUUUUAGCUGCCGCGUCACACUGUUGGCUCAUGUCAAGUUUGUGGUCAACCAAGACUCCUAGAUCCUUUUCACAUGUACUGCUCUCAAGCCAGGUGUCACCCAUCUUGUAUUUGUGCCUCUCAUUUAUUUUGCCCAAGUGUAAUACUUUACAUUUCUCCCUGUUAAAAUUCAUCUUGUUUGUUUUGGCCCAGUUCUCUAAUCUGUCAAGGUCGUUUUGAAGUGUGAUCCUGUCCUCUGGGGUGUUAGCCACCCCUCCCAGUUUGGUGUCAUCUGCAAAUUUGAUCAGGAUGCCCUUGAGUCCAUCAUCCAAGUCGUUGUUAAAGAUGUUGAAUAAGACCGGUCCCAAGACAGAACCCUGUGGCACCCCACUAGUCACUCUUCUCCAGGAUGAAGAGGAACCAUUGAUGAGCACCCUUUGGGUUCGGUCAGUCAGCCAGUUACAAAUCCACUGAGUGGUAGCAUAGUCAAGACCGCAUUUUACCAGCUUCUUUACAAGAAUAUCAUGGGGCACCUUGUCAAAUGCCUUGCUGAAAUCAAGGUAGGCUACAUCCACUGCAUUCCCUUCAUCUACCAGGCUUGUAAUUCUGUCAAAAAACGAGAUCAGGUUAGUCUGACAUGACUUAUUUUUCAGACUAUUGGUGAUCACAGCAUUCCUUUCUAGGUGCUCACAGACUGUUUGCUUAAUGAUCUGCUCCAGAAUCUUCCCUGGUAUUGAUGUCAGACUGACUGGGCGGUAAUUAUUUGGGUCCUCUCUUUUCCCCUUUUUGAAAAUAGGGACAACAUUUGCCCUCCUCCAGUCUUCCGGGACUUCGCCUGUUCUCCAGGAAAUCUCAAAGAUGACUGCCAGUGGUUCUGAGAUCACAUCUGCCAGUUCUUUUAAUACUCUUGGAUGCAGUUCAUCUGGCCCUGGAGACUUGAAUACAUCUAGACUAGCCAAGUAUUCUUGUACUAUCUCCUUAGUUAUUCUGGGCUGUGUUUCCUCUGCUGAAUCAUUUGCUCCAAAUUCUUCUGGUCGGGCAUUGUUUUCUUUAUCGGAGAAGACUGAGGCAAAGAAGGCAUUGAGGAGUUCAGCCCUUUCUGUGUCCCCUGUUUGCAUUUCACCAUCUUCUCCUCUGAGUGACCCCACUGUUUCCCUGUUCUUCCUUUUGCUACGAACAUACCCAUAAAAGCCUUUUUUGUUGCUUUUAACCUCUCUAGCAAGCCUGAGUUCAUUCUGUGCUUUAGCUUUUCUGACUUUGUUUCUACACGUGCUGUCUAUUUGUUUGAAUUCCUCUUUGGUGGUUUCCCCUUUUCCAUUUUUGUACACAUCCUUUUUAAUCUUAACUCAGUUAAAAGUUCUUUAGAUAGCCACCCUGGCUUCUUUAGGCACCUUCCAUGUUUCCGUCUCAUUGGUAUUGCCUGAAGUUGUGCUUUUACUAUCUCCCUCUUAACAAACUCCCAGCCAUCAUGAACUCCCUUUCCUUUUAGUAUUACUGUCCAUGGGAUCUCACCCAGCACUUCCCUAAGUUUUAUGAAGUCGGCUUUCUUAAAGUCAAGAAAUUGAGUCCUAGUAUGCUUGGCUGCUCCUUUCCGCUGUAUAGUAAACUUCAGAAGAGCAUGAUCACUCGCGCCUAAUGAUCCUUCCACUUCUACCCCACUAACCAGGUCAUCAACAUUGGUUAGGACCAGAUCUAAAAUGGCUGUUCCUCUUGUUGCUUCUCCCACUUUCUGGACAAUGAAGUUGUCUGCAAGGCCAGUGAGGAAUCUGUUUGACCUUAUGCUCUUGGCUGAGUUUGACAUCCAACAAAUAUCCGGGUAAUUGAAGUCCCCAUUACUACUAUCUCCCUUCCUUUUGCAUGCUUGGCCAUCUGUUCCAGGAAGGCAUCAUCUAUGUCCUCCGUUUGGCUUGGGGAUCUAUAGUAAACUCCCACAAUGAGGUCACUGUUAUUCUUCUCUCCCUUAAUUUUGACCCAAAUGCUCUCACUUUGGCUUUUAGGUUCUAAAUCUUGGAUCUCUUCACAGGUAUACACAUCCCUGACAUAUAACGCCACUCCUCCUCCUUUCUUGUCUGGUCUGUUUCUCUGAAAUAGAUUGUAUCCCUCCAUUAUUACAUUCCAAUCAUGGGACUUAUCCCACCAGGUUUCAGUGACGUCUAUUAUGUCAUAUUUAGUUUGCUGUACCAAGAGCUCAUGCUCAUCUUGUUUAUUUCCCAUGCUUUGCGCAUUAGUGUACAGACACUGAAGUCCAUUAAUUGUUCCCCCGUGUCUCUUAUUUAAGGAUCUUUUCCUCCCACCACUAGGUCUGCGUGCUGUUUGCUCCAUUCGGUCUAUGACAUUUGGAUGAUCAUCUUCAUCAAUUGAUAGACUCCUACCUUCAGGAGCACUGUCUCCCUCCCCCACAUUAGUCAGUUUAAAGCCCUCCUGAUGAGGUUUCUGAUAUUUUUGGCAAAAACAUUCCUCCCAACCGUUGUGAGGUGCAGCCCAUCGCUUGCCAGAAGUCCAUCUUCAAGAAACUGCAGUCCGUGAUCUAAGAAUCCAAACCGUUCCUGUUUACACCAUUUGCGAAGCCAGCUGUUCACUUCCACUAUUUUCCCUCUCUCCUUGGGCCACGUCGUUCAACUGGGAGGACAGAUGAGAUGACAAUUUGUGCAUUUAAUUGCUUCAAUUUCCUGCCCAGAGCCUCGUAGUCUCUUUUGAUCUUCUGGAGGCUAUUGCUUGCAGUGUCAUUGGUUCCCACAUGAACCAAGAGGAGGGGUAUUUGUCAGUGGGUUUUAUGAUUCCUUGCAGUCUUUCAGUUACAUCUUGGAUCUUAGCCCCGGGGAGACAGCACACUUCCCGAGACAUCUUGUCAGGCCCACAGAUCACUGCUUCUGUUCCCCCAGUAGGGAAUCCCCUAUCACCACUACACGCCUCCUCUUAGGUCUGGUCGGGGUUCUUCCGUGAGCUGUCCGUUCCAAGGUCGCCUGCACAUUCCCCGAGGACUGACUUUGCUGCUCAUCUUCAUAUACCUGAUCGACUGUAAUGAGGGAGAGAUCCUCAAAUGGAGUCUGCUCUUCGUCUUCCAUGCUAGGGGAGAGGACCUCAAAGCGAUUGUGUAUUUCUAAACAAUCAGAGCGAACCCUGGGCCUCCUACUUCUUUGAGUCACGUUUCUCCAUAUAUCUGGCUCCUGUGUUGGUGAACUAGCCUCCUUCUCAGGGGAGUCCCCUGUCUCCUCCUUGGUGGAGACGGUGUGCUCUGUUGCUUCCAAGAAGAGCUCCAGCUCUCUAAUUCUUUGGAGCGUAGCUACACGUUCCUCCAGUUGCUGGACUUUGUCUUCUAAGAGGGCAAUCAACAUGCAAUUGCUGCAGGUAAAGCUGCCUGCAACCUUUGGCAAGAUGGCAAACAUUGCGCAGGAACCGCAGGCGACUGUAGCUGUUCCCUCCCCCCUCCAUCUUGAGAACGUGUCGUUGGGGGUGGCUACAGCGGUCCUCCAUCAUAAAAGCGUGAAGACAGGACAAAUAACUCCCCACAAAAAACCUAGGUCUCCCCAACAAACGUUUGAGACUAGCUCCCCUAAAUCUAAAAGAUGGAUCAAACCGCUGCCCUGCAAGCUCUGAUAAGCUCCUCCCACAGCUAAUCACCUGCCUCAACAGAAACCCUGCCCCCUCUGACCUUUGCACAGGGAGAGCAGCUAAUCAGCCACAAAGAAUCACACACACACACAAUAAAACCCUUUUUCUCCUUCAGCUGCUGGCCUGCAAGCUCUGAUCUUCUUAGAAUCUCACUGCCCUUGAAUUGCAGUUUAGGUUGCAGUCCUCUGCAACCUAGGAAUAAACUCCACUGAUGGUAAUGGGGAGAUCAGUAAAUAAAAACAAAUAAAUUGAUGAUUGAAAUUGUUUGCCUUAAACUUGUACAGCUUCAGCUCAUAAGCAUUGCUUUCCCAGUUGAGGCUCUUCCCUCAACUGGGAUGCUUUGGAAUUAAAAGCACUAAACCAGACAACAGUGCUGUCAGGAUGGUAAUCUGACAGGUUAAUAUUAAGCAAGCAGGGAUACCAUUUAGUGAUUUUUAUUUUCCAACCUCCCAUCUUCCUGGGGAGGCCCAACUGGCCAUUCCAUAGAGUCCUUUGGCAAACCCUUUUUUGUACUCCCAGACAUUUACAACUGUAGGUUCAUUUUACAUAGCCAUUGCUGCUGCUGAUCCUGCAAUUAUAUUUUUAGAAAAAGUUGUUUUGGCUUUUUAAAUCUGAUACAUAGUUUUGAUUGGGUUGCCUUUGCAUUGCGUUGAAAGUCAUGUUAUAUUUGCAGUAAUAAAUUUGAUGUGCCUGUGGAAGAAGGAACUAGAACUAGUGUGCCUACACAUUACAUGCCAUGGUGCUACAACAUGAACUUUGGCUUAGAAGCUGUUCUCAGGUAGCCAAAGUUCUCCUCUUCACCCUCUUGAUCAUUCAAACUGGUGGAUCCACAGUGUAUUCCUGUGGCACCUUCAAGCCCUUUGUUAUGCAAAAUAAAUUCAUGCAUUAAUUUAAAUGUCAACUGCCAUUGUUGUAUACUUUGUUGCCAUUGUGUAUACUUGGAUCUGCACUUCAUAGUAUUUCAAGUUUUUUGUUUAGUGUUUCCUCUUUUCCCUUCUUUCUAGAAAAUGUGUGCAGUCAGGAGAAAACGAAGGCAGGAUGUGCUUCUGAGCCAGAUAACAUUAGAUUCAGCUGUGGUAUCCAGAGUGACCCAGGAGCCAGUCACACUCAGGUGUUAGCAGAAAUUGGCAAGAGAAAAUGCAAUCUAAGCCCCGGUCCAAACGAAGGGGAUGCCCACGGCCCCAGCCCUAAGAAAGGACCUCUGCAGAAUCUUGGUCCUGGAUCAGGACAAGCUUCUACUUCAUUUAACCAAUCCUUUGGCCAUCUCCCUAACCCACGAGUCAUGCGUCAUUCCUUGAAUCGCUACAGUUUGAAGCUGGGCACUAAUCGCCGGAAGUCUUUGCCUCCUCUUCACAUGGAUGUUUCUGGUAUGUUUUCAGCAUAAUGUCACGACUAAGCUGGGGCUAGGUUAAUAAUAAUAAUAAUAAUAAUAAUAAUAAUAAUAAUAUAUUACUUGUACCCCGCCCAUCUGGCUGGGCUCCCCCUGUCACUCUGGGCGGCUUCCAACAAAGAUUAAAAAUACAUUAAAAUGUCACUCAUAAACAGGGCUGCCUUCAGAUGUCUUCUGAAUGUCAGGUAGUUGUUUAUCUCUUUGACAUCUGAUGGGAGGGCUAUUAUACGUGUCUGGAAGUAAGUAUCCCUGUGAUUAGUGGGUCUUACUCCCAGGCAAGUGUGUGUAGGAUUGCAGGCCAGGUCAGUCACAAAUGCUGGGCAUAAUGGGGAGCCAGAUGAGAUAUCUGUAGUAGUGUUAUUGAUGUGAAGAAACAAUCUGUAUCCACGUCUGAUAAAAUUGUGGUGGAUGGCAAAUGGUUACAGCUUAGCAAUCAAGUAUGCUUUGAUUAUGCAACUAUUUAAUGUACUGUACAGUACUGAAAAGAUGUUAAAAAUGCACAAGUGAAUUAUCUGGCUAGUGUUAUUGGACUUUAAGAGUUAUUGUGCUUAACUUUCAGAACUGAGUAAAGCAAUCAGCCUGGACUUGCCAGAGACAGACAGAAUGGUGGAACUUCUCCACUCCAGCUUCCGGGUAAGGCUGUCUGUCUCACAAAAAUGCUCUCCUUUCUACUCUUUAUUAGUUCUUGCUGCUGACCUUUAAAGCCCUAAACAGCCUCAGCCUUGUGUACCUGAAGGAGUGUCUCCACCCCGGACACCGGGGUCCAUCACCCGAGGGCCUUCCGGUGGUUUCCUCACUGCGAGAAGCGAAGUUACAGAGAACCAGGCAUAGGGCCUUCUCGGUAGUGGCACCCACACCGAAGGCAGCCCUGUAUAGGGAAGCCUUUUAAUGUGUAAUGUUUAUUAUGCUUUUAUAUUUGUUGGAAGUAUUAAUAAUAAUAAUUUAUUAUUUAAACCCCGUCCAUCUGGCUGGGUUUCUCCAGCCCAACAGAAUUGAUGAUGAUAAUGAUAAUGAUAAUAAUAAUAAUAAUAAUAAUAAUAAUAAUAAUAAUAUCAUAUGUCUUCUGAAAGUCAGAUAGUUGUUUAUUUCCUUGACAUCUGAUGGGAGGGCAUCUCACAGGGCGGGUGCAGCCUGGUUCCCUGUAACCUCACAUUUUGUAGUGAGGGAACUGCCAGAAGGCCCUCAGCACUGUACUGGGCUGAAUGAUGGGAGUGGAGACGCUUCUUCAGGUAUACUGGGCUGAAGCUGUUUAGAGCUUUGAAGGUCAGUACCAAUACUUUAAUUGUGCUCAGAAACGUACUAUGAGCCAAUGAAAGUCUUUCAGGAUCGGUGUUAUGUGGCCUUGGCGGCCACUCACAGUCACAAGUCUAGCUGCCGCAUUCUGGAUUAGUUGUAGUUUCUGGGUCACCUUCAGAGGUAGCCCCACGUAGAGCGCCUUGCAGAUAACCAGAGCCUGUUCCACUCUGGUAAGACAGUCUGCAGGGAGGUAGGGUCUCAGCCUGUGUACAAUUUUAUUAUUGUCUCUGCAAAAUAAGAGUAGUUUGGCAGUACUUCAGCUUUUAUGCCUGGGUUUUAGUUUCCAUCUUGUCUAUCUAUACCCAGCCAGAGGGCGGGGUAUAAAUAAUAAAUUAUAAUUAAAUUAUUAUUAUUAUUUUACAGAUGGAUUUGAUCUAUUGCUGUCUUUUAGUUAUUUAUAGUUUUGCUGAGUCAUGAUUUUAAAUUUGCUUGUUUUACUGUCUGUCACAGAAAAAAUUAGGUGACCCAAAUUGCAUAGAAUAAAAUUGGCUUUAUUUCUUCCCCCUCCCUCCUAGUACUCUGCCCGGAAACUUGAGUGCUCAUUAAAGCAGACUGAAGGUUUUGAUCCUGAAACUUUUGAACAGAAAGGUGGGUCUUAACAUCAGUUGACUUAAACAAAGAAGAAGUGUGGCAUAGCUGAAGGAUGCAUGGAAGUCAGUUUUAUUGAGGGCCUAAAAAUUAUUCAUGACUGCCUCGGAACUGAAGUAGCUUUGUAAAAAACGCAGGCCAGUAGUACACUGUUGCUGUUAUGCACCUUUGCUUUCCCUAUAACCCCAUUGCUUUAAAUUGUUGAGCUUCAAUUCUGGUGAAGUAAUUGAGAAAGCUAGGACCAUCUGUUAAGGAUCUACCAUAGGUGCAUAGGAAAUCCUGGGCAAUACAGUAAGUCCACAACUUAUGUGCGUUUAGCUUGGGUGCAUUCAGCUUUAGUUCUGUGGCAAAAAAAGAAAAAAAGAGGGCAGGCUUCUGGGAAGAAUGACUUUGGCAACCCACCUGCCAUUGAACCCAUUGAGUUUUGACUAUACAUGAUUUUGGCUUUAGGUGUGAUCCCUGGAACCUAACCCCCAUGUUGUUGCAGGCUUACUGUACUCCCGUGUCAGUCUUUAGAAUGCACUGGCUAUCUUAUUAUUCACCUUCAGUGAACACUUUUCCAUGUUGACUUGUCUGUGGAGAAAAGCCUCAAGAGAAAGGCCCUGACUCCAAGGGAGAGGCCCUGCUUGGCAUGCAGAAGGUCUAAGUCUCAAUCCCCAACGGGGAAAGAUGUCAGAAACUUUCUGUAUUCCUGUGUGCCUUGGAACCUCUGUUCAUUGCAGGGAAUUCUGGGGUGCAUAUCUGGUUCACGCAAUGCUCUAGCUAGGAAUAUGAAAUGAACUUAAGCUAGGUGACCAUGGUUCCGUUUGCCUGGUAGUGUUUACUCCAGGGGUGGGGAGCCUUCAGCACUCUGUAAGUUGCUGAACUACAACACCCGUCAGCCUCAGCCAGUAGGGCCAUAUAAGGCUGAUAGGAGUUGUAGUCAUGCAAGGAGAGAGAGCCAGAGGUUCAAAUUGAGCUAUUGACUCUGCUGUCACAUUAUGUGAACAUAGAAUACACUGACUUGCUCCCUGGAACAGAGAUGAAAAACAGCUGUUUCAGCCCAUAUUAAAUUGGCCCCUCACAUGGAAUUUUUGUUUACUAUGAUUUCUCUUUAUCUCUACCUUCAGUGAACCUACUUUCAGAAGAUCUGAACCACUGUACAAAGAAACUCAAACUAGAUGGAACUCUGCAAAAAUGCCUUGAGGACUCCCAGGGGUAAUGGCUACUUGCCCUUCGUCCCAAUCGUGCAUUUAACACAAUCCUGGGUUGACUGCCUUCUUGGUUUUCACCUCAUCACAUGAAGCUGUCACUCAGGCUAGUAAAAUCUCAGCUAAGCUUCAGGCAAUGGCCUGUGAGCAGCACCAGAAACUGCUUUUUUAAACAGGAGAGCGAGAUACAGUAAACCCACAAUUUGCACACAUUUAAAUUGUGUGCAUUCAGCUUUACACACAUGGUAAUCAUCAAACUUAUGAAGGUUGCAGACCAGCAAGAUAAAAACAUGUGAAUAAAAUACGCACAUGGUAAUUAAAAACAACAACAAAAAUAGAAAGGGAGCAGGCUUCCAGGAAAAAUGACUUUGGCAAUGCCACCCUUCAUUGAACCCAAUGGGUUUUGACUAAACAUGAUUUUGACUUCAGGUGCGAUCCAACCCUCGCGUUAGUUGUGGGCCCACAGUACAACACCACAGAAUUACACUGAAGUUACGAGGAGUCCCUCUGCCAUACUUCAUAACCAUUUAAGUCUUUCUAUUUUAGGGGCUUAGCAGAUCCAGUGCUGAAUUCCAUGGUGGCUGCCUUAAAGGAGACAACAGUCAGGUAAGACCUAUCUAGGCUGGGGUCUAUGAUUUUAUUUUGAAUGUUUUAUUCAUAUAUCUUGGAACUUCUCAAUAACUUGCGGAGGAGUAUAAUUUAUGUGCAAUCUAGUCCCGUCAGAGCAAAGCUACUCAGUCCUGCCCUGCUUGUAGGGCGUACUAGAGGCUGAAUAAAAGAAAGUCCUUCACACGGCACAUAGUUAAAAUAUGCAGCUCUCUUCCCCUGGAGGCAGUGAUGGCCACUCACUCAGAGGGCUUUGAAAGAGGAUUAGAUCUAUGAAAGAGGUUGUGUUCUGCCUUCACGGACUGGAGGCAAUGUUCUUCCUCCACAGUUGGAAGAAGUGUGCUUCUGAAUAUUAGUUGCUGGAAACCACAGGAGGGGAGGGCUCUUGUGCUCAGGCCUUGGCAUUAAAGGAAACAGCCUGUUGUCUCUUCAUUCUCCAGGUUCUCUGCAGAGGAUCAAGCCUGGGAGGAACUGCUUCUGUCUUACCAGAAAAAUGCAGAGGAUAUAUCCAGGUUAGAGUGACCAUCUUCCUUUUGACAAGGCAACUAGAGGUGGUCACUAAAUAGAACUUUGAGCAGAGCACAAGUAACCCAGAGGCUGUAAAAUUAACUCGGUGAAAAGAAACUUGAGAAGCUUAAGGGGGUGUGUGCAAAAAGAGAACUAAGUACGGACAGAGGUCCACAAUAUAUGCCUGACUUUGGUACCCAGGUCAAAAUUUGUGGUUGCCAGGGCCCUGACUCUCUAGUUGUUCCUGACCUUAUGCCUCCUUGCUUCAUUUCCUAGUUCCAAGUUUGUAGCUAGAAAAAGGUGGUGGGGAGGCAGGGGAGGUACAGGACAAUUAUAGUGCCUCAGCAACACUCUGACCAAGCAAUUCAGCUGUGAAGCCGGCGAAGGGGCAGGGAUUAUCAUGAAAUUGCAUGGACUAUUCUUACCAUGAUGAAAGCAGGCUCAUCAUGUUUGCCAGAAGGCAGUUACACACUUAUAUAUGUGAACUUCUCGGCAUUCUCACAGUGCUAAUACAAAUGUGGAUGCUAGAUCAGUCUAUUGGGCUGUAUUGUCUUGCCUUGCCUUGCCUUGCCUGUAUUGCCUUGCCCCCAGAUAUGAGCCUAUAAACUUGCUUCCUGAUGUUAGUAUGCUGGAUGGCAUCAGCUAUUAAGCACUGAAACUUGACUUUUAGGCAGCUACAGGAGUACAAGUUGAAGCAAGUGCCAGAGGAGCCUUAUAGCUAUACUGGGGCAUCCCAGGCCCAUGUACUUCAAGCCAAGCCAGACUACCAGAAUAUACUGGAUUCUCAAGGAGAGGUCUUUGACUACAUGGAGCUAGUGGUGAGUCAUGUUUGAAGAUCCAGGGCAAACAAAAGGAAGACCUUGUUCACAGUUAAAUCAUGGAAAUUGUCACCACAAGCUGUAGUGAUGGCCACAAAGGGGAUUAGCAGAGUUCACAGAGGAUAAGGCUGUCCGUGGCUCCUAGCCACAAUUGCUGUGGCGUUGUUUUAGUUAUAUAUUUAUUAUAUAUAUUUAUUUAUACCCCACCUUUUUUCCUGAUGGGGCUCAAGGCAGCUUAAAGGUAAAAACUGCUAAAAACAUAGUCAGAUAGAAUUAAGGUUUAAAUGGAGCAGAAGGUGACAGGGUCCACUCACCAUGGAAAGGUGGCUUUUGAUUUCUGUUGCUUAAUAGAUCUGGAUGUUCUUCUGAAAAGCAAAUCCUAGGAAUAUCCAGAUGAAACUGAAGCCUGUCCUUUCUUGGGAUCCCAUUGUUGGGUUCUGACCUUUAAAAUGUUUGUUUCCUUAGCUGGAUGAAGUCCAUCAGAUGGUGAAGGUUUGUCAAAGUUAUAUAGAAGACGUUACACGGUAUCUUCAGAAGCUAUCAGUGCAACUUGGUAAGCAUUUAUUUUUAGCCAUGCAUUGAUUAUGGCUGCUUAACCAGCAAAUGUAAAAUAGUGCCUUAAAAAACCCCUCUUCUUCCCAUUAAGUGCAUGUUCACUCGACAUUUUUCUGAUGCAUGGGGGUGCACCCCCUUCCAUUAGAGAGUUGUGCAAGGGUGUAUUUUGCUAUAUCUGCAGCAUUUGGAAGACACUGCAUAUCCUAUGUGAACUUUGUCUCAAUUCCUGGAUAAGUAGAAAACUGAAAGUGAUCAGUUGUUCUCACAUCUUACAAAUUCAGUUCAGAUUUGAUCUUUUCAGCCCUACCUGUAGUUGUUUAUUACUGGGGUUUUUUAAAUAUCCCUGGCUUGUAGGUCUGCUCUAAUUAAUAUUUUUGAAGUUGCCAGGAUUGUUGGAUCUAUGUAAUAAAGGUCUCUCAUUUUCCUAAGGUGCUAAUGCAGAGUGCUGGGCUGUUCUUUCCUAUACUGCGAAUUUCCAUGUGCUUACACAUCCCCUAAUUUUCAAAGCUGAUAGCUAUUUGUCUUACACAUGAAAUGGUGUAAUGCUCCUUGACCAUUAUUUUUUAAUGUAUAUUUUAAUUGCUAUUUUUAUUUUGUAUUUUUAGGUAAGCUGGAUUUUAAUUUUUGACUUUAGCGGUUUUUAUGAUUAGGUGGUUUACAGACUCUGAUAAAUAGAAGUCUAGAAGGCAAAUUAUAUUUGGGAGAGACUGAAUACAUUAUUUGUCCAAUUUACAGAAACACAUAAUUGGGGCUGAGGAGAGAGAGGAUUUUGACUUAAUCCGCAGAGACUAUGUGGCAGUUCCCACAACUUAGGCUAGUCAAAAAGCUAGCUAUUCCUCUUACAAACAUGAAGCCUUGCAAAUAAAUAAUUUGCCAUAAAUGUGCAAUCUGAUGGUCUCUGUUUUUGCUGUAUUCUAACCAUGAGAAGCAUCUGGAGGCAACUAAGGAUUCUUGUUUCAAUUUCAGCAUCAGGGACUUUCCAGAACUUAGAAAAUUCACCAGCCCGGAAACUGCUCAGACUUCCCCCAACAACCCCAUCUGUGAUCCAGCCUCCAGAGGGGUAGAGCUGCAUUCUUCUUCCAUUUGCAAGCUUGGGAUGCAGCUCCGCAGCUGCCCACUUCUCAGCACUAUGGCUUUGGGUUUGAUCUGCACUUCAGGGACGGUGGCAUUCUUGCCCUGCAGCGCAAAAGGAUGGGGCAGAUGAAAAUAAUGUUCUAUCCUAUUGGACAGAUCCUUGCUGGACAGUAAUACUUCCAUUCUUCCAACCAAAUAAGAAAAUGCUCCCCACCCCCAAUUGCAUUGAAGCACAGGACACUCAUCGUUCCACAAACUUAAAAGAAGAUGACAAUGGAUUUUCCAAUCACAAUCCUAAUUGCAGCUGUAAAAUGGUACUGGCUUUUAUUUUCUCUUUUCUAACUCACAGGUUUGACCUGAUAGGUAAUAGGAGUCUAGCUUGAAACACUUGGUAAUGGCUGCAGAUCACAGCUUCGUGUGUGUGUGUGUGUGUGUGUGUGUGUGUAUAAUAUGAUGCCAAGGUUUUAGUCACAGAGCUAAAAUCAGAUAAAACUGUCCAAUGCUCUUUCCCUCUUCAUUCAGAUUUUUAAAUCCACAGCUGCAAGUAUGUAUGUAGUCCAUAACCAGCAGGGCGUCUUACCCAUAGAGGCUAGUGGCGCGGGGCCCAAGGCACCAAGUUCUGAAGGGCGCCAGGGAAGAGGUGGAGGCGGGACGUGGCACCUCCCAGCAUCAGCUCACCGCCCUCGCCUGCUUCUGCCAUGCCAAAGCAGCGCCGCACCCAGAGCCUCCAUCUGCUGUAGCCACCGCAGCACGAAGCGGCCAGCUGAGCCAGGAGGCGCCGCGUCCAGCCUCCGCCUCUUCCCCACUGGACGAACUGCCCUCCAGUCGCUGCCCGCCUCCUCCAGCAGUGCCGUCCUCCCUAAAAGAAGGUGGACAACUCUGGGAAACGGGUGUGUGUGUAUGUGUGUGCCGGAGGGACCACGGCGCCAGAUAUUCUUAAGACGGCCCUGAUGACCAUCGCCAACUUAAAAAUUUGUCCUAGGUCUUAAGUUGCUGAUAGGAAAGAAGAGAAGAACAAACACACAGCGGCAAUAGGACCUUUCUUUUGUCUGCAUUUGGGGCUCAAGUUGGCUCCCAUGCUUUGUAAACAUUUUUGCACCUUUGUCUAAUUCCACUCUCUUGAGGUAUUGAUUUGCUAUUGCCUGGUAGCUGGUCUUUUACAGCCUUGUCCAGUUCUUCUAGCACUUAAGUAAACAGGCUGACUGUAUAUCCUUGAAUUGCUAGUAUUGUCAGUGGCUUGUCAUGCAGAGUAUGAUUUCCUUUUAUUUGUUUAUUUUUAAAGGAAUGAAACUGAUAAACAGUUUUCUCAAUUACAAUUAAAAAUGGAGCAAAACCCUUUGGUGCA